AUGACUACAUCACACAAAGCACAACUAGAAGCUAGAAAUGGUGCAAAGAAUCACAAUGAUUUAACUGCCACCAACAUACAACAUGCUAGGCUAUUACCAUCCCAUAAAAAAUUAAAAUAUAGAAAACAUACUUCGGAAAAUAUUGUUCAUACUAAUACUACUGAGGCAACUCAAGAAUUAAACAAUGAAUAUAAUAAACAGAGAAAUUAUGAUAAAGAAAUAGAAGAAUAUCGGAAUAAUAUUGCUAAUAAAGUCACAACUAUACAACAAAAAAAUGAUACCCUUCCUUGGAGAAAAAAUAAAGUAUUUAACAAUAACAGCAGAAUCGUUAAAAAGAGUCCAAAUAUAAAUACUAAUAAAAAAGUCACUGACAAAUCUCAGUAUGUAGAGGAUACAAUACAGUCGAAAAAAUUGAAAGAUUUUUUUAGCAAAUCAGUAAAAUAA
This is a messenger RNA of Saccharomycodes ludwigii, 444 nucleotides long. RefSeq names its product U2-type spliceosomal complex subunit CWC15 (gene CWC15). The record is from RefSeq and is a predicted model, not a curated record. The transcript has a single exon. Bases 1 to 444 code for a protein of 147 amino acids. NCBI's taxonomy places the organism in Eukaryota, Fungi, Ascomycota, Saccharomycetes, Saccharomycodales, Saccharomycodaceae.